Messenger RNA from Tarenaya hassleriana, 515 nucleotides. Its product is annotated as SKP1-like protein 17. The transcript has a single exon. Gene Ontology annotation, biological process: SCF-dependent proteasomal ubiquitin-dependent protein catabolic process. NCBI's taxonomy places the organism in Eukaryota, Viridiplantae, Streptophyta, Magnoliopsida, Brassicales, Cleomaceae. Gene Ontology annotation, molecular function: cullin family protein binding. The record is from RefSeq and is a predicted model, not a curated record. Bases 42 to 515 code for a protein of 157 amino acids. Gene Ontology annotation, cellular component: cytoplasm; nucleus.
CAUCUCCAAGAUUAGGUUUCUUGUUUCGAUCCACGACAGCAAUGGCGACUAGUAGCGGAAAGAUCAGGCUCAAGAGCAUGGAGGGUCACUUGUUCGAGAUCGAGAGGGACGCGGCCAUGUUGUCUCCUGUGUUAAGCCACGUGAUAGAAGACAUCGUCGACAAAGCUUCUUCUUCUUCUUCUGUCGUAGUUCCAGUCUUCAAUGGCACGACCAAAACCCUAGCGAAGAUCGUAGAGUACAUGAAGAAUCAUGCAGAAAACAAAGAUCAAGAGCGAACGAAGUUGGCGAAAGAGAAGUUGGAGUUCGUCGAAGGGUUCGAGGACAUGGACGAGCUGCUGGAUGUUAUGAACUUGGCUUCGUAUUUGGACUUGUCGGUUUUGCUUCGUCUGGUCGCGGCGAGAGUUGCGUUUGUGAUCAACGAUAUGACGGUGGAGGAGAUUCGUUCUCUCUUCAAGAUCCAAGGAGAUUACACGGUGGAGGAAGAGGCGGAACUCGGGACUGCAUGGGCUUUCUAG